UUGCCACGGAGCAAGUCCUCCUCACUCCUGCCCAUCUACGAAACCCUAGCUCCUCAACCGUCGUACGUCAAAACCCAUACUAACUGUUACACUGCAUCAAUGGCGGGAGGCAAGAUCAAGAAGGAGAAAACGAAGGGCGCAAGAGCACCGUCGGCUCACUACCAAGGAGGGAUUUCGUUUCACAAAUCGAAGGGGCAGCAUAUCCUGAAGAAUCCCUUGUUGGUGGACUCAAUUGUGCAAAAAUCCGGGAUCAUGAGUACCGAUGUGAUCCUGGAAGUGGGUCCUGGAACGGGAAAUCUGACCAAGAAGCUCCUAGAAGCUGGAAAGCAGGUCAUCGCUAUUGAGCUCGACCCUCGCAUGGUUCUCGAGUUGCAGCGCCGGUUUCAGGGCACCCCACAGUCCAAUCGUUUGAAGGUCAUUCAAGGUGAUGUGCUUAAGACAGAUCUUCCCUACUUUGAUAUAUGUGUGGCCAACAUUCCUUAUCAAAUUUCUUCUCCACUUACAUUCAAGUUGCUUGCCCAUCAACCGGCCUUCAGGUGUGCCAUCAUUAUGUUCCAGAGGGAAUUUGCAAUGAGACUGGUAGCUCAGCCCGGUGACAAUCUAUAUUGCCGUCUUUCUGUUAACACACAACUCUAUGCACGAGUGUCCCACCUCCUCAAAGUCGGAAAGAAUAAUUUCAGGCCUCCACCUAAGGUUGAUUCCUCUGUAGUUCGGAUAGAACCAAGGAAGCCAAAGCCCCAAGUGAAUGCUAAAGAGUGGGACGGAUUUAUAAGGCUUUGUUUCAUCAGGAAGAACAAAACCCUUGGUUCGAUUUUUAGAUUGAAAAAUGUUCUCUCUUUGAUGGAAAAGAAUUACAAGACAUUGCAGGCUCUCCAGCCCACACAUAGUGGUUCUAUGGGGAAUGCUGAUUGUGAAAUGGAUAUUUCAAGACUUGGGGAUACAAAGGAGGAUCAAGGUAUGGACAUGGAUUAUGGAACAGAUGAUGAAAUGGAGAUGGACGAUGGAAAUGCAGAGUGCGAGGGAUCUGAAUUCAAAGAUAAGGUCUUAAGUGUCCUCAAGGAGGGAAAUUUUGAAGAAAAGAGAUCCUCUAAGCUAACACAACAGGAGUUCUUAUACCUACUCUCUCUGUUCAACAAGGCUGGCAUACAUUUCUCUUGAUUCCAGGAUAAAUGUGUCCUCCCUAGCCUGUCGAAUUUUUGGCCAAUUUUGUUUGCUUCCUUUUUUGUCGCAUUCUCCCUUGUAGCAUUGGUAAUUCUGUUGCUUUUUUCCUUUUGUUCCGUGAUAAUAGGUUGAUGAGUGAACUCCUGAAUUAUUGCCGGAUAAAUUAAUAUUUCUUCUCUAGAAUGAUGUAAUUUAACUCAUGCAAAAAGAGUAUCAGAUAAAUGGCAUUGAGUACUCUUUCCAUGAAAA
Molecule: messenger RNA, 1410 nt
Organism: Tripterygium wilfordii
Lineage: Eukaryota; Viridiplantae; Streptophyta; Magnoliopsida; Celastrales; Celastraceae
Product: ribosomal RNA small subunit methyltransferase-like
Exons: 2
Coding region: 100-1158 (352 amino acids)
Biological process (GO): rRNA methylation
Cellular component (GO): mitochondrial matrix
Molecular function (GO): rRNA (adenine-N6,N6-)-dimethyltransferase activity
Source: RefSeq, a predicted model, not a curated record